AUGGGUAGACGUGGUAACGGUCCGAAAAAUAACAAGCAGAAACUGGCUCCCGAAAAGGAGCGUUUCAUUCAAUGUUGUUCGGAUAUCACACUUGAACUAACGACGUCCUUGACGUCCGGCACUUCUAGGGAAAUCAACCUAAAUGGCCUGAUCACAAAAUAUUCCAAGAAGUACAAGCUGAAACAACAGCCACGGCUAACUGAUAUUAUCAAUUCUAUUCCUGAUCAAUACAAAAAAUACCUACUGCCGAAGCUGAAAGCCAAACCCGUCAGAACGGCGUCAGGUAUCGCCGUGGUUGCCGUCAUGUGCAAACCUCACCGCUGUCCACAUAUUGCAUACACUGGAAAUAUCUGUGUUUACUGUCCUGGGGGGCCGGACUCCGAUUUUGAGUACUCCACCCAAUCAUACACUGGUUACGAACCUACAUCAAUGCGGGCGAUCAGAGCUCGUUAUGACCCCUACGAACAAGCUAGAGGCAGAGUUGAGCAACUCAAGCAGCUUGGCCAUUCCAUUGACAAAGUUGAAUAUAUUAUCAUGGGAGGAACCUUUAUGUCUUUGCCCAAGGAUUAUCGCGAAGAUUUUAUCGUAAAACUACACAAUGCCCUCUCAGGAUUCAACGGUACUGACAUCGAUGAGGCCAUUCAGUACUCACAGCAGAGUUUAACCAAAUGUGUUGGUAUCACCAUCGAGACGAGGCCUGACUACUGCACUCAAACGCAUUUGGAUGAUAUGUUGAAGUACGGGUGUACCAGACUAGAGAUUGGUGUCCAAUCUCUCUAUGAGGAUGUUGCCCGUGAUACGAACCGGGGUCACACAGUAAGCUCUGUUGCAGAAACUUUCUGCGUGGCUAAAGAUGCAGGGUACAAAAUUGUUUCCCACAUGAUGCCAGAUCUGCCCAAUGUUGGUAUGGAGAGAGAUAUUGAGCAAUUCAAAGAAUAUUUUGAAAAUCCUGCUUUUCGUACCGAUGGGUUGAAAAUCUACCCCACGCUAGUGAUUAGGGGCACUGGCCUAUAUGAGCUAUGGAAAACUGGCCGUUAUAAGUCAUAUAAUGCUAAUGCCCUUGUAGACUUAGUGGCGAGAAUUAUGGCUUUGGUGCCACCUUGGACCAGAAUUUAUCGUGUUCAAAGAGACAUCCCAAUGCCAUUAGUCACCUCAGGAGUUGACAACGGUAAUUUGAGAGAAUUGGCUUUAGCGAGAAUGAAGGAUUUCGGCACUACUUGUAGAGACGUUCGUACUAGAGAGGUGGGUAUCCAAGAAGUGCACCACAAGGUACAACCGGAUCAAGUCGAAUUGAUCAGAAGAGACUACUAUGCCAAUGGUGGUUGGGAAACAUUUUUGUCAUAUGAAGAUCCCAAACAAGAUAUUUUGAUCGGUUUAUUGAGACUAAGAAAGGCCUCCAAGAAGUACACCUACAGAAAAGAGUUUACAUCCCAAAGGACUUCUAUUGUAAGAGAACUACACGUCUAUGGGUCUGUCGUACCGCUUCACUCUAGAGACCCUCGUAAGUUCCAACAUCAAGGCUUUGGUACCCUUUUGAUGGAAGAAGCUGCCAGAAUUUCCAAGGAGGAACAUGGCUCAGAAAAAAUUUCUGUCAUAUCCGGUGUUGGUGUCAGGAACUACUACGCAAAGUUAGGUUACGAGCUUGAUGGUCCAUAUAUGUCCAAAAAGCUUUGA
Lachancea dasiensis is the source of this 1674-nucleotide messenger RNA. NCBI's taxonomy places the organism in Eukaryota, Fungi, Ascomycota, Saccharomycetes, Saccharomycetales, Saccharomycetaceae. The record is from the annotation of a GenBank genome assembly.